AGACGGCGAUUAGUUGUCGAACCGAAUCGCGACCCAAGUGGCCUGCGAAAUACUUUAACCAAUUUCAAGUUCCGGGGCCGUCGUGAAACCCUUGGAAAAAAAAAAUGUUCUCUCUGCGAGUGGCAUUCCUUUUGACAGCCUGCCUGUCCUUAGUGGCAGCAGACACCCGCCCGUUGGUCCUGGAUGAUGUCCAGCCACCUGUCACCCUGGAUACCGUGCUGGCUGACUACCGACUGGCCAGCCACAUUCUUCCCGUGAGCUACAACAUCACUCUGCGCCCGUACCUGCUGGAGUCCGAUGGCGUCAAGCGCUUCACCUUCGACGGUGAGGUACACAUCGAAGUGGUCCCAACGGAGAACACCACCUCGGUACACCUCCACGCGAAGAACCUCACCUUCUCGGUGAGCGAGUUCUGGGCCAAACCCGCUCAGGGAGUGGCUGCUCCGGCCGGAACGAACUUCAAUUCCGUCAACGAGACCAACUCGGACACGGAUAUUGUGAAGCUGACCACUGCGGCUACUUUGACAGCGAACACUCCGUACAUCCUUCACUUCGUUUACACGGGUCUCAUGGAGGACGACAUGCACGGAUUCUACAAGAGCUACUACGUGGAUGACAACAAUGUUACUAAAUGGCUGGGAUCCACCCAGUUCCAGACACACCACGCCCGCCGCGCCUUUCCCAGCUUCGAUGAGCCCAAGUUCAAGGCCACCUUCAACAUCACGCUGAAGCGCCACAGGACCUUCAACUCCGUCAGCAACACCCGUCUCAUUGGAUCCUACCCGAGCACUGAAGCUGGCUAUUUUGAGGAUGUGUUUGCGACCACACCCAUUAUGUCCACCUACCUGGUGGCCUUUAUCAUCUCCGAAUUCGCCGCCCGCACGGACGACAAGUUCCGCGUCCUGGCCCGCCCCGAAUACUAUGCCCAGACCCAGUAUCCUUACAAUGUUGGUAUCGAGAUCCUGCAGAAGAUGGGCGAGUACCUGAAUUUGGACUACUACACCCUCGGAAACGACAAGAUGGACAUGGCAGCUAUACCCGACUUCUCGGCCGGUGCCAUGGAGAACUGGGGUCUUCUCACCUACAGGGAACGCAGUCUACUGGUGGACGAGUCCGCUACUACCCUGGCCUCCCGCCAGGCGAUCGCCGCCGUGGUGGCCCACGAACAGGCCCACAUGUGGUUCGGCGACCUGGUUACCUGCGAGUGGUGGAGCUACACCUGGCUGAACGAGGGAUUCGCACGGUACUUCCAGUACUUCGGCACCGCCAUGGCGGAGGACAAGUGGGAUCUGGAGAACCAAUUCGUUGUAGAUCAGAUCCAGUCUGUGAUGGCCAUGGACUCCACGAAUGCCACCAAUCCACUGACCGAUCCAAACACUUAUACCCCCGCCCAUCUGAGCCGCAUGUUCAAUAGCAUCUCCUACAACAAGGGCGCGACUUUCAUUCGAAUGAUUAAACACACCAUGGGCGAGACUGAGUUCCGAUUAGCGCUGCAGAACUAUCUUGUCAAAAACUCUUAUAAGCCAUCGCGUCCCGAGUACCUUCUGGCGGAAUGGCAAAACACCUGGCCCAAUUCCAGCUAUAAUGCCAGCUCUAAGGACAUAUUCGAAAGCUUCACCACCCAGGUGGGCUAUCCCCUAAUCAAUGUUGCAGAGAAUGGAAACGGCAUCCGCUUCACACAGCAGCGGUUCCUCCUGAAGGAAAACGACGGCUCAAACGCCAGUCUGACAUACACUGUGCCCAUUUCUUACACCACCGAUUUGGAUGCCCAAUUCACUAAUGUUACUCCGAAAUUCAUCCUGGGACCCACCACUCCCGUGUUUGUAAACUUUAAUCAGGCCCCUAAAUGGAUUAUUGUGAACCUUCAGCAAACAGGUUAUUACCGAGCAAACUACACGUAUAGCCUCUGGCAAGCUAUUCGUGAACAGUUGUUUACCGAGAACUGGGGCAAAAUUCACGAGAACAACCGAGCCCAGGUGGUGGACGAUCUCUUCAAUCUAGCCAGGGCUGGACUCCUGCCCUACAACAUUACUCUGAAUAUAAUCGAAUACCUGGAGACGGAGACCCAUUACAUCCCCUGGACAUCCGCAUUCAACGGAUUCAGCUUCCUGACCAUCCGUCUGGGUAACGACACCGCCAACUUUAACAGCUACAUCCAAUCCCUUACCCAGAAGGCCUACAACCAGCUUGGGUUCAAUGAGACGGAGACGGACACUGCCUUAGACAUCUACCUGCGCACCAAGGUCCUGUCCUGGGCCUGCCGAUACGGCAGUGCCGACUGCAUCAGUCGGGCCAAGACCUAUUUCCAGUCCCUGUCCACCGUCCCCAAGAACAUCCGCGCCACAGUCUACUGUGUGGGUCUGCGCGAGGGCGGUUCCACUGAGUUCGAGGCCCUCUACAAUAAGUUUAAGGUCGAGACUGUGGCCACGGAGGAGACUCUGCUACAGAACUCUUUCGGCUGCGUGAAGACUCAGGCCCUCAUUGAGCGAGUGUUCAACCUAAUCCUUAGCGAUGAGAUCCGUCGCCAGGACAAGUCCUCGGUGCUGGCCACUCUCUACACUGAGAAUAACGAGAAUGUGAGCCCUGUGUUUGCCUUGGUCACCCAGAAGUUCGAGGAAUUGGCUCAAGCCAUGGGGGGCUACUCCGCAGUGGCCACUGUUAUCUCAAACAUCGCCGCCCGCUUUACCACCGAACAACAGUACGCGGAUCUCCAGACGUUCAACAAGAACAGUGGAUCCAAGUUCGGAACCUCCCAGGCCACCCUCACUGCGGCGGAAGCCACCGUGGCCGAGAACUUGGAGUGGGCGCAGGCCAAGCUGGGCGUGUUCCGCAGCUACCUGGCUGGACGCAACGGAGGCACCAUUGCGAGUGCCUUGAGUGCUCUGAGCCUUGUCCUGGUGGCUCUGGCUACCAUCCUGCGCCAUUAAGCAGAACUGAAGAGCGGGUGCAAGUGGGUCACGCGGGACCUCAAGCCCAUAAAGCAUUUGUACCUCGUAAAAUAAAAAACUAUAAAAACGU
Drosophila bipectinata is the source of this 3018-nucleotide messenger RNA. RefSeq names its product membrane alanyl aminopeptidase-like. Gene Ontology annotation, molecular function: peptide binding; metalloaminopeptidase activity; zinc ion binding. The record is from RefSeq and is a predicted model, not a curated record. Lineage: Eukaryota; Metazoa; Arthropoda; Insecta; Diptera; Drosophilidae. Gene Ontology annotation, biological process: proteolysis; peptide catabolic process. Gene Ontology annotation, cellular component: cytoplasm.